UAAUAUUUUGAUUCUGAAUUUAAAAAAAUUUUCCAUACAAAACAUUAGAAAAUAUUUAUAUUAUAAUGAAGAAUUUGUGUAUUAAAUAUGGGUUCAAUGGAUAUUAGAUUUACUGCUCCGCGUUUUUCUCUGCCUCUUUUUAUUGCGACAAGAAACCGAAUAAAAUACACAAAAUUUAAUGAAUUGUGGAAGUAUUUAAAGAAAAAUGUUCAUAUAUAUGCCAAGCACAUAGACAAAGAAUUUGAAAGAACUACGAUACAACAUUUCCAACAUGUUGUGGGCAUCAACAAAUCUUUGCCUUCAUUGACAAGCCAUCAAAAUGGAAAAGUCCCUGAAAACUACAGUAUGAAAAAUUUAAGAAAAUCAUGGCAUUUACCACCGAAUCGUUAUGAUAUAAAUAAAAAACCCUACAGCAGCAAGAGGGGUAUUGGUGGAGCAUACUGGCCAAAAAUACACGUGCAUCAAGCAAAACCUCUAUCAAACAUCCGAGAACCACAUGUUCGUUUUUAUAACUUGCCUUCCAUAACUGAAAAACUAUUUGCACCCUGCCUUAGGACAAAAGGAGUGUUUCUAUCAAACGCCCGAGAGCGACGUGCUACAGACCGAUGUAUGGUUAGCAAUAUAGGGACAUGUUACAAAAAUCCUUCUGAACCAGGACCAACGACAUACAAUCCAUAUUUUACUAAAUUCAAAACUACAAGUUUAAAAACAAAUUUAGAAAAAGCGAAUCCACAUUUGUUUUAUCGUUUAUCCAUAGUACCUGUGAAAAAGAAUAACAUUCAUAUUCCACAUAUUAGUUUUACUGGUGCACCCGGUCGUUAUGAGAUACGUUACCCGAACAUAUGUCCUUGCUCUUCAAAACUUGUCUACCAACCUCAAAUCGAUCUUAUAAUUGAGAAAGAGAAGCGCAAUAAAUUUCGUCGCUUAUCGUAUGAAACAAUUAAGGCAAGACAUUACACUUCACCAGAUUGGAGACACGUGAAAGGUCGAGGAUUUCGACGUCUCUUUACAGGGGUUAAGCCAUUUAAACAUAUUGCACUAUCUGUUCAAGAAGGUAAAAAACCCAAAAACAUUCAACUUUACCCAGAUUCAAAAUAUAUUGGAAUGAUCAACCAUCCAUCGCGCACACCAUUAUCAUUAAGACCAAAAAACAUAUCGAGUGCAGCGCCACCCAUUAAAUUUAAUUGCAUUGCCAAAAAGGUUACACGCAAACAACUGAGGAAUAAUAAAAAGAUUGCAUUCAACAGUAGUCAAGAGCGUUUUCGUGAUGGUUAUCGUUUGCCCGUCCUAACUCAGAUGCAACAGGAACAACUCAAGCUGACUCUACCACUCGAACGUCAAUUUCGAGAUAAUCCCAUUAUCAAUAAACGGCCUUCUGAAAUAAAAUCAAAACUUUAUCAAACUCCAAAGCACAUGCUACCAAAUUAUGAGCCCAAACUGAGAAAAAAAAUAUUCAAAUUUCAGCCAUUGCCUCAAGCCAAAGUACUGGUAACAGAGAGUGACACAAACUCAAAUGAAACCAGUAAAGAAGGCUUCUACUUGAAAAUGUUGGAGGCUAAGAAUUUUUUCAAAGACAAUGUGGAAUUAUAAAAUAUAAAUACAAAACAAAAACAAAAACGUUCAUAGUGGAUUUAUUUUUGUUAAAUUUGCUAAACUAUUAUCUCAGUAAAAUGGAAUUUAGUAUAAAUACGUUAUUAAAUGCAUAUAAGAGCGACAAACUUGUUUUAAUAACAGCUAAACAGAAAAUCUUAAACCAUAAAUUUGGUAAGGAAAUAUUUUAUAAUAUUAAAAUUUAUUAUCAUCUCGACUUCUGAUAUCAAAAACGUGGCUCCAUUGCCUUUUGAGAGCAACUUUAGUGACAAUAGAGAGUUGAAACGAUAGAAAUAAGGAAUCAAUGUUAUUAGAAUAUGUUCUAAGUUCACUAAAAAUAACAAAAUAAGCAAUGGAAAAUGUGACAUGUCCCAAAAAAGGAUCAACAUGUUGCAAACGCACUUUGUGAAUUAAAAAUCAAAACAUCUAGAAAUAGCCAAAUUCCGGUUCUGAACAGCUCUGUUGUAUAAUUUUAACAUUAACUUUUUAUUUUUAAAAGUGGCUAAAACAAUCACUGGAACUGUUGUAAUAAUGAAAAAGUAUGGCGUUGCU
Molecule: messenger RNA, 2142 nt
Organism: Calliphora vicina (urban bluebottle blowfly)
Lineage: Eukaryota; Metazoa; Arthropoda; Insecta; Diptera; Calliphoridae
Exons: 5
Coding region: 88-1590 (500 amino acids)
Source: RefSeq, a predicted model, not a curated record